Haliotis rubra (blacklip abalone) is the source of this 6537-nucleotide messenger RNA. Its product is annotated as nectin-3-like. Gene Ontology annotation, biological process: cell-cell adhesion. The record is from RefSeq and is a predicted model, not a curated record. Gene Ontology annotation, cellular component: cell-cell junction. Gene Ontology annotation, molecular function: cell adhesion molecule binding. Bases 134 to 1663 code for a protein of 509 amino acids. The transcript has 9 exons. Lineage: Eukaryota; Metazoa; Mollusca; Gastropoda; Lepetellida; Haliotidae.
AAAGCAUUCUGGGAGUAAAUGACUCAUGGCGGAUACGUGAAGCCAAAGAGCUUGUUUUACUAUCGGAGCUCGCCGUGGACCGCAUCUGCGUGUCGUUUGUGUGUGGAAAUUACUAGCAAAACCUUCGACAAUCAUGGAACGGAUACCACAACAUACAGUUGGAUUAUUUUCAAUUUUCCUUCUUAUAAUAGGUAUUUCUCAUGUGUAUGGAUUAACACUGACAACAAAAGAUGAGACGGGGACUAUAGGACCCAACCCUGUGACUGUCAAGUGUGACUAUGUCGUGGAAACAGGAGAAACACUUUUUUCAAUGACCAUGAGUAGGAAGAGAGCUACAGACCCAGGUUUCACAAACAUUGCACUGUUCACACCACCUGCAAGCUCAUCACUCUAUGAUGCAAGUGUUACACAGAAUUUUAAAGAUCGGACAACUCUCAUCUUAUCUGGUGAUUUAUCCAAUGGUUCCACAAGUGUGCAAUUUGAUCGUGUUGAGUGUGAGGAUGAGGCAGCUUACAAGUGUACUGCUUCUUACCAAACAGUUGCUGGCGCGGCUGCUUCAGAAGAAGCUGAGAUGAAUCUUCUUUUGCUGGCUGAGCCAGGGACACCAGCCAUAACACCGUCUCCUGCAACUAGCACCGGCUACACGGAAGGGCAGCAGGUUGAGUUCCGGUGCCAGGGAGCUGUUGGAAAACCUGCCGGAGACUUCCUGUGGUUCCGGUACCGUGACAACACCCCUACGGACAUUACCAGUCUGGCCAGACUAAAUCCUCCCUAUCCGAGUUCAGGAACUUGCACCUCUGAACGAAUAAGUCAGCUCACUCUGAAUGUCAGCAGACUGGACAAUGGGAUGAUCAUCCGAUGUGCUGCAAACCACUCUACAAUCACACCGCCUACGGGAUCCGACACAUGCGACUCUACAUGCUAUCAAACUGACGCCAUCACAGUUUUCUAUACGUUCAGUGACAGUGACCCCGAUGUCAGCUCCAACCCAUCAGGGGGCACACACAUCGUUGGCGACACCGUCACCCUGAAGUGUAACGCUGUUACCAACCCACCAGCGACCUACACCUGGCAGAAAGAAGGAGAGGAUAAUUCCACAUCAUCUGGCGAUGAAUUAACGCUUUCUAAUCUCCAAAUUGAAGAUUCUGGAAUAUACACAUGUUUGGCCACCAAUGUUGUUGGGGGUGUGACGUACAAUGCAUCAAAGUCCCUCAACAUCAAUGUUGUUGCUACAACCACAUCCCCUCCCACUACAACCGCUACGAGUACACAAAGACCUUCUCCUGGAAAUACUGAUGCUGUUAAACCAGAACCUCCAGGCGACAGUGACAAUACUGUCAUCAUUGCCGUGUGCGUCGUGGUUGGGGUGUUGCUCAUCGUCGGCAUCAUUGUUGGUGUCUUCUUGUACAGGAGAAAACAGGCAAAGAAUCACAUUGAAGAACCAUCGGAAAAACCGUACAACAACCAGAAUAUGUCGAUAUACAGCACAAAACCAGACCUGGUCACGAAUGAUCCCAAGAAAUACAACCAGUACAAUAAUAAAAAUGAGGAUGCUCUGAACUAUGCAGACUUGCAAUUCGACACAAAGCCUCGGAGUCGGAAACCAGUGGCCCUGGCCGACACCAUGACGGAUUAUGCGGACGUUUCCAUGCCCCAAGUCUGAUGAAGGAAGUGUCAAUUUCCUGCAUGGUGAUAUGAGCGUUAUCAGAUGUCAUGUUCAUUGCCAUAUGAACAAUAUCACUUGUUAAGAGAUAUCAUGUAUAUUGAGAUACGUUACCACACACGAUGUGCAUGAUCAUCAGUCAGUGCUAUGUAUGGUUUGUGUUACUUAAAAAAUGAAAAAAUGCGCAAAAACAACAAAGGUGAUUUUCUCGAUCAGCGUUUGUUGAAACAUGGAGUGAUGGAGAUAAACAAAGGAUGAUUUUCUUUGAGUGUUUCAUAGACUGUGAAUGUCCAGCUAUACAGAUUACCAUUACCCGGAACAUUUGUCCACAGAGAUAUAGAAUCUUGUGAGUCAUUACAGUGUGAUCAUAGACAUUCUGCAAUACUACAGUUCCUGCAGAGUGACUCUUCGAAUGAUUUUACCCAAAUGAAUAUAUGCCUUUGAAAAUUCCUGCUUUUCAUGAGAAACAUUUUACUGAAGUUUCGAAAACCAUUGCUUUCUCGCGUGGAUACAGAAGCUGGAGCUAUCACAAGGGAUUUGCCAAAAGAUGGAAAAUGAUGUACUGACCUGUGGAGAAGCGACAAGGCAUGAUGAGGACCACUGUUUUCCUCGUGGUCUAGAUCUUGAAGCAUGUGUCCUCUUGUGACAUUGUUCCAGGUCUAAGGUGACCAAUCCUUGCACACUGAUUCCAACUGUGGCUUUUGUAUCGGACUCUGUGAUUUGUAUUCAAGUAUUUGUAGUUAAUUUGUCUUCAGUGAGAAUUUGUUUUAAAUGGAAACUUGAUGAUACACUUGGCUACCUGUGGUUUUCAAACCAAAUUAAUUAAGUCGAAUUAAGUCCAACUAGCAGGAAGUGAUUUAUUUUUUUAAUUUGCAAAUCUGAAACAUUUGUUAUUUCUUCUCCCACCCCUGAUAUAUUGUCAUGGCAAAUUUCAAUGUUGGUGAAAUGAUUAUGUGAAAUUGAGACACUACAGAUUUAAAUGACAUAUUUAGCCACUUGAAACUGAGACACUACAGACUGGCUUGUUAUGAGCAGAGGUUUAGAAGACAGAAUUGUGCUUUGUUUUAACACAGAACUAUGAGUUAAAUGUGUUCUAUCAAGUUUGCAUUUGGCAAAUUUGUAUUAAGAAAGUUACUUAGUAUUUGCCUUUUGAGGCCUUAGAGAUCUAGAGACUUUUUUACCUUCCCAAAGUUUUUCUUCCUACCCUUAAAUUGCAGUGACAUUCUUUUAUUUUCCUUUUUUCAACAAAGAUGAGAAAAUACUUUAAAAGGCCAGCGUGAAAGCACGAUUCCUCUGUUGAAAGAUUCUGAGUCUUGUUAAUAUUUAUAAUUGAUUGAAACUGGACAGGAACAUCAUUGUAUGUAAGACCAUACCAACAGCUCAAGACAAGAUUUACAAAGGCAGUUAUUCUGAUAUCAACCAUGCUAUUAUUUUAUGUAAAAUAUUACAGACUUGACUUCAAGUGGACGUCUUCAGGACUGCAUUUUACAUGUCAUUGCUCGGUGUUAGGGACUGACCAUUUUAACAAAUUGAAAGAUUGUUUUAAUGAACUUUUUUUUACAAAGGCUUUUAUCAACAAUAUGUUGUUUUGUGUCAAGAAUGUAUGUUUUUACUUACAGUUUAAAGAUUGAAGUAUAUGGAAAAUCAUUUUCAGGGGACAAUAUAUUUUUGUAAUAAAAUCCCAGCCCCCAACCCUAGGACAUCAGAUGGUCAGUUCCUUAAUAUGUUUAUUUCAAUCUCCCUAUUUUAACCAAAGACAUUGUGUUGCCAUCAUGCUCAGUCUUUUAUUACCAUGGCGAUACUAACGCCAUUAAUCCGAUCUGUUGAACCUUGAAUAGGGGUAGUGUGAUGUUUGAUAGUGUGUUCUAGGUUUGGACAUACUUUGUUGUCUUAAUAUCAGAGAAUCCUUUGAAAUCAAAAUGUAUUUUUACGUGUGACAUUGUAAUGUUUUGUUUCACGCACUUUUUAAGACUCAUGAUUGAUUCAUCACGAAUAAAACAUUUCACUUCCUUAUAAUCUCAACCAAUAUUCUACACAGUCAUAUUUCACCACAUCUGAUGUGUCGUGUUUUUUGUGUUUGUAAAUAACAUAGACUAUUGUCAUGCUCUUUACUCAAGUCUGCUAAAGGUCAGUUGGAUAUUGUAUUCAGUUUAUCAGUUGUCAUAGUAACUUAGAUUCUGUUACUAAGAUGAAACGUCAAGAUACUUAAUUAGCUCUGAUGGCCAGUUUCAGUUUAGACUGUCCUUGAAUGUGUGUUUAUAGCUGUCCUUUAAACUGGAUCUCAUUCUGUAUUUGGUGUCUAUAACGAUCUGUCAUUUUAUUCAGUGUUCUAUGGAACUUGAUCAGUUUUAAUACAGCUUUGAUAGAGCUCUUCAUUAUGUUUAGAGAAUGAUACCCUCUUGAUGUCUUUUUUUAUAACUUUGCUAAACAUAAUAGAAACUAUUAUAUUUUUUUCAUGAAAAGAAAGACCUUGAUAGUUACAUGAUUUCAGUUAAGGUUGCUGUAGAUGAGAUCUAAUCUCAGCCAUUGAUAUUAUUUUCUCACAUCGGCUGUGAAACCAACCAAAAGAUAUAUCUUUGUUUAGCUAGAUAUAGAAUGCAAUAGAUAGAGUGUUAUGAUAAUAAUGCUGAUUGAGAACGAACAGUUUUAGUAUGUUCUGCCCAUCAGAUUGCUUUAAUGAGGUUGUGAACUGAUACUUUGAAAUACUGCUACAUGUUAUUGUUAUACAGUUUUAAGCAUGCUUCAGAGCCUAUUUCAUUUUCAUGAGGAAAUGCACAUUUCUUCUUUAAUUCUUUUACAUGUCUUCUUUGCUAAAUGCCUAUAUGCAGAAAGCAAUCUUGCAUUAAAGUUCUUGAAAUUGAAGUUAUAACAAAUUUUGACUAAAAAGAGUGAGAAAAUGGAAACUUAUUCAGGAUUAGAUAUACAAAAUUAUGAAAAUACGCUAUAGGCUUUCCUAAGCUCAUUAAUUUGAAAUAAGUGACUAGUAGUCUUUCCAAUUUCAGAAGAAAUUUCCAUCUCAUGUAUUCUGUAUAUUACAAACUGUGUCCUUGCAAGAGGAUCCUAUACACAUUUUGCCUACUAUAUGUAUUGCUGAUGAUUGAUUCUACAUUCAUAUCUUCUCAUUUGGAUAGAUCAUCGGCACAUUGUACUGAUUGUGAAUAUACAUGUUUCACAUUUUUUUCAUGAUUGUGACUGUGUUUCACAUUUCUUUCAUGAUUGUGAAUGUGUUUCACAUUUCUUUCAAUAUUGUGAAUGUGUUUCACAUUUCUCUCAUGACUGAAUGUGUGUUUCACAUUUCUCUGAUUCACACAUGAUUCACAUUAUCAAGGGAGACAAUCCCAUGAGUGACACAGUGGCUAUUACGCUGCUAGUAUUUUUUAUAUGAAAUCAACAUUUUGGCUUCUUCGGAGGUUAAAAUGGAUCUUGGUGUCUUACUGUGAUCAUACUGACCAAACUCAGUUCUCGCACGUUUUCAUACUCGGUUUGUGAGACAAAGGGUUUUCUACAUCUUCAAAUUGGUAUAGUCUUGAUAUUUAUUCCCAAGUUGUAUCUGGGUAAGUGGUGGUUACACAAUCAGUCGUUUUAAGAUCUUGCAUAUUAUCAGACCUAGUUGUAUGAUCUCAUCACAGUGUACAGUAAAACUUCACAUAGUUCUGGCCACCACCUUCUGCUUUGUUCUGGCUCGGCGCUACUAGAUUGCACCCAGCUCCUAUGUCAGAUUUAAAGUAAAGUAUAUAAUUUAUAUUUUGCUUUGUUACUAUUUGUAAUUCUGUUCAGAGUUAAUUUAGGUUAGUUUGAGUUAUUGGAGCUAAAUUUGAGAGCAUCAUGUCAUCUCAUGAUGGUUUUGUAAGAUUUUAUAUGUUUGAUGUUCAUUUGUCAAAUCUUUUAACGAUAAUGAAAAUCAGCACUUCUUGGAAAGUAUGUUGAAAUUUGUUCUUAUCUGUUUGAUUUUAAGAAUUGUAUUGAGUGUAUUAUAUAAUAUAGUUAUAUUAUUUUUUGAAGCUGCACACCACAUCAGCUGCCUGGAUUUAUUUAGACAUGUGUCUAGAAGACCGUACGGUGAUAAAGGUUUCUGAUGAGUGUACAAGUGGCUCAUCUGUAUGCAUGAAUGUUGGUUUUGUUGUUUGUCCCUUUACCUGUAGUGGUGUUUUACUUGCAUGUCAUCCAAUAUUGUCAUCACAUUGUCAUCAUUGUCAUCCCACUGUUGUCGUCAUCAUUGUCAUCUAUUGUUAUUUCAUUUGACAUCCUCUAGUCUCAGGUGUUUUCAUCAAGCCUCCAGAAAGUGCCUCCAAAAGUAAGACAGCCUGUACUCUUAAUGUUGGGUUCAAGAGUUUUUGUUGUGUGGUUUAGGUCACAGGUUUUUUGUUAACUAGUUGGCUCCGUUGGGUUAACUCUUACUUCUUGCUGUGCACAAGAUAAACCUAAACAUCUAAACAAAAUUUUAGAGAUGAUUUUUACAGUUUUAUCAGUUUUUAGGUGGCCAGAAGCUGUACUGUUUUAGUAUCAAUCUUGAUUAUUUUUUUAAAAGAAUCAGAUUUUGUUAAUCAUGUAGUUUUUGUGUAUAUAUCAAAUUUGGCAAAUGAUAACAUUUUAAAAAAAUUAUUUUAUUUUUUUUGUCUGACUUUUUGCUCCAGUCGUUCUUCUGGUACCCUGGACAUUUAAGCUGUGUGUACUGAAGGGUAAGGUGUUGAUGUACAUACCCCUGUGAUUUGAGGAUGAUUCCUGGUCAUAAUUGCUUAUUUCUGAUUCAUUUGUAAUUACAUCAUGAUUAGAUUGUACAUAGGUCAUAUUAGAUUAUUAUCUCAGAGCAUAUUUUAUUGUAUUGCUAGCAUGAUCGAUCACUGUAAAGAACAAAUAAAACAAAUUUAUAAUAA